Molecule: messenger RNA, 1634 nt
Organism: Nematocida parisii ERTm1
Lineage: Eukaryota; Fungi; Microsporidia
Exons: 1
Coding region: 1-1557 (518 amino acids)
Source: RefSeq, a predicted model, not a curated record
AUGGAAGACAAAAUUAGAAUUAUUUCUACGAAACGGUCGCUUAUAGAUGAGAUAAUGCCGGGUGACUCGUAUGAGAAUGCGUCAAAAAUAAAGAAGGUUUCUGGGGUUUAUAGAGAAUUCAAGACGUCUGAUGUAGAAAACAGUCCAACAACUCCUUGUCUGUCGAUUAUGCGUGGGUUAGCAUUUGAAGAAAUUCGGCGGUCGUGGGAAUUUGCGGACUUCUUUCCCACUAAAACUACUGUAUCAAUGAAUAACAUGCAUGGAAUAACAAAUAAAUCACGGCCCAGAUCAACAAUUACCAUGAACCGUGCGUUAGACAAGGGUGCUCCUUAUUUAAUGUACAGUGUAGAUGGGCAUAAGUAUUAUAUAAGAAAGGAGAGGACGACUGAUAAUGAAGAUACAGUUGGUUUUAUAUACAAGGAAGACUCGCCGAUAAAAAUAUCUUUAUACAGGAACACAGCAGAAUUUCUUACUGGUGAGUAUUUAGACAUAGUAGAAUGUACAGAACUAACCCAGCACAGGAUACUUCUACCGAAUUCAUUAGACAUGGCCGUGCCUGAGAAGGGAGGAUCUUUUAUUCCUGUUCUAAGGGAAAUGGAGUCUACCAAAGCCAUAAACAACAAGAAGAUGUAUUUAGAUAAAAUAGAUAUGUGUACAGGUAAAAUAGAUAAUUAUAUCUUGCAGUGUAAAGACAGUACCAGAAAGUAUAAGAGAAUAUCAAAUACGUGGCAUCCUCAGCAGUAUAUUGCAAUGAACAUAGAUACAGUUGGUAUAAUUGAUUUACGAGAGAAAACGUCAAAUACAUUUUGGCAGUGCAGGAGUAUAGCAAGGCAUUAUACCACAGAUGAACUAAGUCCUAAUUAUACUGUAGAGAAAGGGGCCGAGAGUAAAAUAUACGUAAAUAAUGGGAAGGCCCUUGGAUCAUUUGAUAUGAGGAAUUUAACAACUCUGUACGGCAUAAAAGACACAGGAGUACAUAAAGGGAUACUUUCAGUUGGAAAGCAUCCUGCAGUAUACAAUCACAGAGGGCAUUUUUACUUCCAGAGUUAUUAUGACUCAGACAAUCAGAUGGUUAAGUUAUACAAUUUCAACACGAAUUAUUCCUUUAUAGGGUUUGACUGGAUUGGCAAGUCAGCUAAUCUUCCGUUUACAAUGGCUGCAUUUCUCUUUGAGAAUAAAAUACAUAUUUAUACGGGCGAUGGGCAAGUAAAUGAGCUACCAAUUGUGUGCAAGAAGAGGCCAUGUGGCAGACAAGCAAUGAGCCAUGAAUUAUUACGUCUGUUAAAGAAAGGGAAGGUUUAUUCAAGUAAAUUACUUAAGAAAAGUUCUCUUCCCAGAAUAAAUAACUCCGACAAUGAUCCGUACACAUUCUUAGAACGGUCAUUAUUAGACGGGUUUAGGGAUCCACUGGAUAAAUCAGAAGAUACGGGAAUAUCCACGCAACCUAAUGAUUCUGUUAAAAAAACCAUCCCGUACACAAAAAUGAUUGAAUAUUUAUCAACAAGUGAUAUGACGGCACUGGCGAAGGAGAAGUCAAAUGAGUUCCCUUCUAAAUAAUUCGUAAAUUUACAGUACAAGAAAUUUACAGCCGGCCCAGCUAAUAAUUGCAAAUAUUUUUAUGACAAGAAUAUUUA